Eurytemora carolleeae is the source of this 1496-nucleotide messenger RNA. Its product is annotated as methyl farnesoate epoxidase-like. Gene Ontology annotation, biological process: xenobiotic metabolic process. Gene Ontology annotation, molecular function: iron ion binding; heme binding; oxidoreductase activity, acting on paired donors, with incorporation or reduction of molecular oxygen, reduced flavin or flavoprotein as one donor, and incorporation of one atom of oxygen. Gene Ontology annotation, cellular component: intracellular membrane-bounded organelle; cytoplasm. The record is from RefSeq and is a predicted model, not a curated record. Lineage: Eukaryota; Metazoa; Arthropoda; Copepoda; Calanoida; Temoridae.
AUUGGCUUCUCCUAUCACUCCUCCUCCUUCUCACCGUCCUGUACUACAAGUGGUCCAGGAAGGAGUUUAGUCUCUUGCCUUCUCCAGGUGCAUCUCUGCCACUGAUAGGUCACUACAAGAUAUUCACCCAUGGUUCAGAUCCAGCAACCCUCAUUUGGGAUCUAUACAGGAAAUACUCAUCAAAUGGAAUGAUGCUUUUGAAUGUUUUUGGGCUAAACCAAAUGUGCAGAACCGAGGACACAAUGAUUAUAGAAAAUGUGGAAUGGCUAACAAAAUUUCCAUUGACCGCGGAACUAAUCCAGGACCCAUUGCUGGUGUUACCAUGAGCCAGGGCAAAGCUUGGAUAGAGCAAAGGCGAACAGCACUUAAAGUUCUUCGCGACUUUGGUUUUGGCAAAUCAACCAUGGAGGAGAUGAUUCAAGAUAAAGAGCAGUUUAUCGCAUAUUUGAAACAGAUCUCUUGUACACCUAUUGAUAUUGCAGGAAAAUUUAACUUCCCCAUUCUAAACGCCUUGUGGAAAAUCAGAGUGGGUGAGAGUUUUGAGUACAGUGAUCCCAAACUGAUUGAAAUGCUAGAGAAAUUAAAAGAAUUGUUUCAAAAGUUAGCAAAGCCAACUGGUGUUUUUGCUAUAGUAUAUCCAUGGCUAUUCAAAAUAUUUCAACGUCAACUUGACAUAGAAGUUAACCAAGCAAUUGCAAACCUGGUUCGUAAUAGCAUUGAACAGCACAAAAAAACUCUGGAUGUUAACUCUCCUAGGGAUAUUAUUGAUACCAUGCUCAUUGAGAUAGAGAACACAACAGACAAAGAAUCAAGCUUUUAUCAAGAUGUGGGGUAUAAUCACCUUGUUAACACUCUAAUAGAUCUUUUUAUUGCCGGCUCUGAAACCACAUCAACUACCCUCACCUGGGCAGUCCUCUACAUGGUUAGAGAGCCAGAUAUUCAGAGAAAGGUUCAAACUGAACUUGAUACUGUAGUGGGGGGAUCAAGGUUGCCAAGUCUUGCAGAUCGACCAAAUCUACCGUACACCGAGGCUGUUCUUAUGGAGAUUCAGAGAUGUGCCAAUAUUGUGCCCAAUGGUGUACAUCACAUGUCAAACAAGCCUGUCCAUGUAAAUGGAAUGAUAAUUCCAGCCAACACUAUGAUCAGUCCUUGCUUCACUGAAAUACUUAAAGGAGAUUACUGGGGGGAUGGAAUGGUUUUUAGACCUGAAAGAUUUCUUGAUGAAUCCGGUGCAGUGAAGUUUGAUGAGCAUUUUAUUCCAUUCUCUAUUGGUAAACGACGAUGUCUGGGUGAGACCUUGGCAAAGGCAGAACUUUUUCUGUUCUUUGCUAGUAUUGUUCAACAGUUUCACCUUCAACCAGAGAUCAGUGGAAUGCUUCCAACAGAGGACUGUAUCACUGGAAUUACAGUACUUCCAAAACAAUUCAAAGUUAUCUGCAAGCCUCGGUCUUUAACUUAAAGAACUUAAAGAAUGUAUAUAUAGAUUUUCGUAUAAU